AUGAUGGUGGGGAGAGCGGUGUACGAGAGAGCCGGGGGAAGGAAAGGUUGUCGGGCCCGGAGUGUGGGGAGUGGGGCGGGGAGUGGGGCGGGGAGUGGGGCGGGGAGUGGGGCGGGGAGUGGGGCGGGGAGUGGGGUGGGGAUUGGGGCGGGGAGUGGGGCGGGGAGUGGGGCGGGGAGUGGGGCGGGGAGUGGGGCGGGGAGUGGGGCGGGGAGUGGGGCGGGGAGUGGGGCGGGGAGUGGGGCGGGGAGUGGGGUGGGGAUUGGGUUGGGGAGUGGGUUGGGGAGUGAGCGUCUGCCAUGCCCGCACUGGCCUGUAGGAGCGGGGAGAGGGGAGGAGAAGAACGGGGUAAGGGAGGGAAUGGGCAGCACAAGAAAGCGCAGAUCGUGGAAUAUUCUCACCGUCGCACAUUCCCAACCCAACUCACCCAUUCUCACCAGCACUCAUCUCCACGCCUCCAACUCACCCAUUCUCACCAGCACUCAUCUCCACGCCUCCAACUCACCCAUUCUCACCAGCACUCAUCUCCACGCCUCCAACUCACCCAUUCUCACCAGCACUCAUCUCCACGCCUCCAACUCACCCAUUCUCACCAGCACUCAUCUCCACGCCUCCAACUCACCCAUUCUCACCAGCACUCAUCUCCACGCCUCCAACUCACCCAUUCUCACCAGCACUCAUCUCCACGCCUCCAACUCACCCAUUCUCACCAGCACUCAUCUCCACGCCUCCAACUCACCCAUUCUCACCAGCACUCAUCUCCACGCCUCCAACUCACCCAUUCUCACCAGCACUCAUCUCCACGCCUCCAACUCACCCAUUCUCACCAGCACUCAUCUCCACGCCUCCAACUCACCCAUUCUCACCAGCACUCAUCUCCACGCCUCCAACUCACCCAUUCUCACCAGCACUCAUCUCCACGCCUCCAACUCACCCAUUCUCACCAGCACUCAUCUCCACGCCUCCAACUCACCCAUUCUCACCAGCACUCAUCUCCACGCCUCCAACUCACCCAUUCUCACCAGCACUCAUCUCCACGCCUCCAACUCACCCAUUCUCACCAGCACUCAUCUCCACGCCUCCAACUCACCCAUUCUCACCAGCACUCAUCUCCACGCCUCCAACUCACCCAUUCUCACCAGCACUCAUCUCCACGCCUCCAACUCACCCAUUCUCACCAGCACUCAUCUCCACGCCUCCAACUCACCCAUUCUCACCAGCACUCAUCUCCACGCCUCCAACUCACCCAUUCUCACCAGCACUCAUCUCCACGCCUCCAACUCACCCAUUCUCACCAGCACUCAUCUCCACGCCUCCAACUCACCCAUUCUCACCAGCACUCAUCUCCACGCCUCCAACUCACCCAUUCUCACCAGCACUCAUCUCCACGCCUCCAACUCACCCAUUCUCACCAGCACUCAUCUCCACGCCUCCAACUCACCUGGAAAAAUGCAGCACGAGCACCACCCCUCUGAAAAACUCCCUCCACUGCUGAAGCUUCCGCGCACCUUCCUUCCGCCGGCUGGACAGCCCCCCGCCGCCCGCCUCAUCAUCAUCCUCGUCGUCGUCGUCAGCACCGCCGGCUGGAUCUCUAUCCUCGUCAUUAGCUGCACCGUCCUCGUUAUUAGCCUUUUUGCUUGGAUUUUGGGAGCUGCUACUGCCUGCAGCAGCAGUGGUAUUGGGCUGGGCGGAGAGAGUUGGGGGGGGGAGGGAGUAAAGAGUGUCAUUUGGCAGCAGCGGCAGUGUGUCAUUUGGCAGCAGCGCCAGUGGUGUGGUGUGGCGUUGGCAGCAGUGGUGGCGACAGUUGCAGCAGCGGAGGAAUUGGGCUGGGCGGACAGAGUAGCAGGGGGAGGGAGUAUAGACUGUCACUUUCCAGCAGCGGCAGUGGCGAAUGUUGAGGACUUUCUAGCAGAUUUGUGCCAAAAUGCACAAUGCUUUUGA
Molecule: messenger RNA, 1941 nt
Organism: Closterium sp. Naga37s-1
Lineage: Eukaryota; Viridiplantae; Streptophyta; Zygnematophyceae; Desmidiales; Closteriaceae
Source: the annotation of a GenBank genome assembly